GACGUCAUAACGGGGACGGUUGGUGGCGGACUGACCGACACAGUAAAGAAAAGAAAUGGCGAUGCUCGGAGGGUUUAGCUCUACACAGCACAAGAAAAACGUCUCUGACGGGAGCGGCGACGUGUCAGAAUUUGUCUGUCCAGUUUGUCUCGAAAUUUUCGACAGUCCCGUCACAACACAAUGCGGACAUACGUUCUGCCAGAGUUGUUUGCAGGAGUGUUUGCGUCCACAGAAGCCUGUUUGUGCUGUAUGUCGGGCCACACUUGGCCACUGGACUAAAGCAGUUGAUCUAGAGGCCCUCAUCCAAUCAUCUGUGGCGGCUUGCAAGGGAUGUGGAGCUCAGGUUGGCCUUUCUCAGAUGAGAGGCCACACAGCUGCCUGUUCAAAAUACCAGGAGUACAUUGAGGAGGGAGUGAGGACCACUGCCCAGAGCCAGCCUGCCAUCAUCAGUCCAGUGCCAAAUCGUUACACCUUCACCUGUCCUUACUGCAACUGCCAGAACCUCGAUCAAGACGGCCUGGUUGAACAUUGCACUUCCCAGCAUGCUCGAGAUGCACGCCAAGUGGUGUGCCCCAUCUGUGCCUCAAUGCCUUGGGGGGACCCAAACUACAGGAGUGCUGACUUUUUCCAGCACCUGAAGAUUAGACACACCUUUUCCUAUGAUACCUUUGUUGAUUACUCCACAGAUGAGCACACAAUGAUCCAGGAGGCAUUACAGCGCUCCCUUUUGGACAACUGAAGUGUGAAGAACAAUCUACCAGUGAAGGGAAAAUGGUGAUGCCGCAUCUUGAGAAGACAGUACCAUCAUUCAUCUAUAAUGAGGAUGGUGGUACUGUAUUAUUGUGGGUAAUCAGUUUCACAGGGAAUUGGUAUCGUAAUUAUGAAUCUAUAGGUUUAAUAUUAAAAACAAAUAAAUCACAAUUGCAAUAUGGUUAAAAAAAGAAAAAAAAGCAUUCUGUACUGUCUGAUGUUUCUGGUGUGAUAAUAUCUUAUCUUCCCCCCAGUUGAGCCCGUAGACUUUAUAGUUUGUUGAAAAUCUACUAAACUAUGUUUGUCAAGCUGUUCGUUCAUUGAUGACAUGGUGUCAUAUAGCCAAAAACUUCCAAAGCUGUAAUUAAAAUCCCCUGUUGUCAAUACUUGAUGUAAUAAGAGGGUUCUACCACUAGGUGGCUAACUAUUGCCAGCAAAUGAUAAACUUCACUCAGUGAAGUCGUCAAGUAAUGUUCACAAUAAUAUAUAAUAAUCUACUCAAGAGUGACUCUGCAUGUUAAGAGAGGGGUUUUUCGUUAUUCUUUUUGUUUCUGAGUUUAUUAGCAGAUGUCUUUUUUUCUGUCUUUUUUUAUGCUGUUUCUGGGUGUAGUGUGUGUGAGAGAGUGUAUGUUCAUUCUGUUUUCAGAGAUCUACUGGAAAGAAUAAAUAAUGUGGGGGUCAAACAAAGCCAGAGAUGGCUGUUUGCUUUAUUGUAAUGUUUCUCCCUUAUGUCUUUGUGCCUGCUGGUAGAUCUUGUUUCUGACUUCCAAACUCAUAGGGCUAAUAGUUCAUCCAGAAAAAACCAAAAGAUGCAAGUAGGAAACCAUCAGUAUGUCAUAAUCAGUCAGUUCAGUGAUUUUCAUGUGGUGAAGAUUCAUUUGCAUGUUUAUGGCCAUAGGAGGGCAGUAGAGUUCCACCGUUAUCUGGCCAUCCAUGACAGCCACUGGCCCUCACCAGCCUCCUGGCUCUGUUGCAAGACAUAAUUCAACACAGAUUUCAUUCUAUAAAUGUGCUUUACUCGAUGUGUUGUUUUCCAGCCUAGUUUUUAACUGGGUUUUGUUCAAAUGCAGCAUACAAAAAUGUCACUGAUCUCGAAAAACUGAGGUUUUAGUGGGGUUAUUUGUCAUAGUUUAACAGAAUAACCACAACUUCACUUUUUAGACACGUGAUGAUGUGACACAAGAUUUUAAAUGUAACUCACUGUAGUGUGUUUUUCCAUGUCGAGUGUCUUGGAUACUUCUUCACAACUCCCCCCCCCCCAAAAAAACACUCCCGUUUGUUUUUGGUGGCUUUCAUAUUUCUCAACACCACUGCCAACAAUUCUGAAAACAAAAAAACAUUGUUAUUAUUUGUAUGCUUCCAAAAACUGACAGCAUGUGAAGAAAAUUUAAGUUUGACAUUGCUUGAUUUUUACUGGAUGAUUUAAUUUUAAAUGUUUUAACUUUAAAUGUGAAUUGUGUGUAUCUGUUAUUUUAUAUCAGUGUUGUUCUCCAAUGACGCGUAAUUGUCACAAAUCAACCAUAUAGUACAAUUCUUCACAUACACAGUCGCACUGCAUUUGUCGUCUACUAACAGGUGAAUAAAACUCCAUACACCCAGAUUAAGUAGCCCUAGAGCAAAACCUAAAUGCCUUUUCACAUAGUCUUUUGUGCCACUUAGGCCUAGAUGUUCGUUUUUCUCUCCAGUAAAAUGUGUAAUAAUUUUGUAUGUGUUUCUCAUGUAUAAUGACCUUUUUUUUUUCCUCAAUAUAUCUCUCAUUCUCUUAUGUCAGCCCUACUGUCAGGGGGUGCUAAAUCCUGAUAAAUUAAAGCUCUUUAAUUAUUUAAA
Thunnus maccoyii (southern bluefin tuna) is the source of this 2577-nucleotide messenger RNA. RefSeq names its product ring finger protein 114 (gene rnf114). Gene Ontology annotation, biological process: protein polyubiquitination; ubiquitin-dependent protein catabolic process. The coding region runs from base 56 to 739 and encodes 227 amino acids. The record is from RefSeq and is a predicted model, not a curated record. The transcript has 6 exons. Gene Ontology annotation, molecular function: ubiquitin protein ligase activity. NCBI's taxonomy places the organism in Eukaryota, Metazoa, Chordata, Actinopteri, Scombriformes, Scombridae.